CUCACACCACUGCACACUUCUUUCACACGCGCUUUUUUUUUUUCUCUAAAUCCAGGAAGAUUGAAGCCAUUUAACUCAUCAUGAGGAAACUGUUGGCUGCACUGACAGCUCCACCCACGCUGCGGCUUGGCUAACGCUUGCCUUUAUAAAGAGGAAAGCCUUCAUGGCACGGCAGCAACUGCAGACAGGCAAGCAUUCCACAGAGCAUCCAAGCAGCAGCUGUCUGACAUUCUGAAAUACCAUAAAAGGAAGAAGAAAACAAGAAACAUGUCAAAAAUGAACUUCCUCCUUCUUCUAGUGACUUUUUCAUUGUUCAGCUUUACUUUGGAAGCUAAAUCAAGAUCGAAAUCAAAAGCAGGUUGUGUUUGUUUAAAUGGAGGAACAUGUCUCCAGUACUACUUCUCCAGUGAAAAGUGUCGAUGUCCCAGGCAUUUCAAGGGGGAUCAUUGUGAAAUAGAAACCAGAGCAACAUGCUAUAAUGGUAGUGGCGUUCACUACAGAGGAACUCACUCAAGAACUGAAACUGGAAUGGAGUGUCUUGACUGGAGUUCUCGAUAUCUUGACUACCACUACAAUGCUUUUCAGACUGACGCAUUGAAACUGGGACUUGGUAAACACAAUUACUGCAGGAAUCCUGACAUGAGCAAGAAACCUUGGUGUUAUGUCAAAAAGCGAUGGCAGGUCGUUCGUGGUUUCUGCUCAGUGGAACCUUGUGAAACAAAACUAACAUCUACAUGCGGCCAGAGAGAACAGCAACAGUUUAAGAUAGUCGGAGGCAAUGUCGCCACCAUCAAAUCCCACCCUUGGAUGGCUGCCAUCUAUCACCACAAGAGGCAGGAGUAUUUUCUGUGUGGUGGGAGCCUGAUCAGCCCCUGCUGGGUCUUGACUGCCGCUCACUGUUUUCCUCCCGACGCGGCAACAAAGGCUCAUCAAUAUGUCGUCUAUUUGGGAAAGAACGCCCUGAAUGAAAGCGACCCUCUGACAGAGCAAAGAUAUGGAGCUGAGAAGAUCAUUCUUCACUCGCAGUUUGAUGAACAGAAAGGUUUUAAUAAUGACAUAGCCCUAAUUAAAAUCCAGUGUUCAAAGGAAACCAGCACAGUGAAGACAGUCUGCUUGCCUCCUCCUAACCAGAAGCUGCCAGUGGGCUUUACUUGUGAAAUUGCUGGAUAUGGAAAGCAGGGUCAAUAUUCCUGGGAGUAUUCCAAACUUUUGAGAGACGCAUCAGUGGAGCUGAUCUCGCAAAGCACUUGCAACCAGUACUACACCACUGGGAUAACAGAUAACAUGUUCUGCGCUGGCAGUCCUAGCUGGAAGACUGACGCCUGCCAGGGAGACUCAGGAGGACCAUUAACUUGCGAAGUGCAGGGACAAAUGUUUCUCUAUGGCAUUAUUAGCUGGGGUGAUGGAUGUGCCAUCGAGAGAAAACCUGGGGUCUACACUCAGGUUACCAAGUAUAAUCAGUGGAUUGCAGACAACACUGGAGUGGCAGCAUUCAGCACAGGAGUGAUGUACCCAGAGAAAUGAUCUGCUUGAACUGGAGGGAUGUGCACAGAAAUGAAGUGACAGGGCCUGAAAUGGUGCCACGCAACCUUAUCUGCUGUACUGUAAGGCUGGGAUGGAAUAUUCAGUAGCAUCAAUCUCAGUGUAAGAGAUGGCCUCCUAAAGACAUACAAACAAUAUACCCACCGCAUUUUUAUAUUUAAUGAAAGGCUUUCAAAAACAUGGCGUUAGUGCUAACUAAGUAAUACGUCAACAUGUACUGCAACAGAACUGAGCGGGAGGUGAGCUCAUUGUGGGCAUUGCUUUACGUCCACCUUUAACAGGGUGCCAUGGCUGACCGAACCAUUUAAUAAUGUCAGCUAGCUCCAGACUUCGGCCAGUAAGAUGGGUUUCCAUUAUUUAUUUUCUUACCUAUUUAUCUUUGUCAUUUUUGUAUUUAUGUAUUUAUUUGGCCAGUCUGAAUUCAUAAUUUGUAAAUCUUAAAAUGUCUUUAUUUAUCGCAAGUAUUUAAAUGAAGUGUUUGGAGUCUUAUUUCAGAGGCUUGUUUUUACCAGGGAGUCCGAUCCCUCAGUGAGGGAUUCAUAUUUCUAGAUCUGCAAACUUAUCUCUGUAAACAAACGUACAUAAUUAGUGUAUAUAAUACUCAAAUCAGUGGGUCAUGAAUGUUAUUUUAGUCCCUUUUCUGCUAUUACAAGUUAACAACAUGUUGUUAGUCCAAAAGAAAUCAGAAUAAAGAAACAUCCAGCAGUACAUUUGUACCAUUCUGGCUGGCAAGUGUGAAAUUUAUUUUUUUGACUAUACAUUUCCAGUACAAAAAAUUGUUGGCAUAGAUUCCUGUUAUUUAAUGGCAUUUACCCUCACUGUAUUUUUUUAAUAUGUUAAAAAUGGCUUCCCUUUUUUAUCAUUUAUUCAUUUUACAAUUUGUAAUGAAUUUUACUUAGGGCAUUAUGUAAAAUGUUAUAUUACUUACCAAUUUAUACCUGAAUUACUAUUUAUUAACUUUUAAAAUGAAGGCUGGUACUUCAGUAUUUUCUUUGAAUUUAAAUGUAAAACACUGUAAAAAUAUAACUUUUACAUAUGGGUGGGGGUCUAUUGGCAGAUCACCUUUGCUGAAGUUGUAAAUUGGUGAGUGUUCUGAAAACUGCUAAUUAACAUUAAAUAAAAGCUGAGUUGAAACAGUU
Molecule: messenger RNA, 2681 nt
Organism: Polypterus senegalus (gray bichir)
Lineage: Eukaryota; Metazoa; Chordata; Cladistia; Polypteriformes; Polypteridae
Product: urokinase-type plasminogen activator-like
Exons: 11
Coding region: 268-1524 (418 amino acids)
Biological process (GO): plasminogen activation; regulation of cell adhesion mediated by integrin
Molecular function (GO): serine-type endopeptidase activity
Source: RefSeq, a predicted model, not a curated record